AUUUCAUUAUCUACCAUAAUGCGGAACAACAUAUUCUCUACGCGGCAUGUAAAAGGAAUGAGGUCCAGAAAUACCAAGCUACCCCCUACAGCAGGUAGGAUCUUGAAGUCAGUGCCAGUGGAUAGGUUGGACCUAGAUAGAGACUUCCGGUUGACAGGGAAUUGAAGAAAAAGAAAAAUCUUUUCAAAUCUAAGACAAAGAAUCAGACCUUUGAAAAUCUCAGCAGAUUUAAAGUCAAAUUUGAGUAACAGUUCAUGGAAAUGGAAAGAAUCAAGAGCUCGAAAUAUGAAAUUUAUUAAUCAAACAAUUGAUAAGAUAAAAAUGGACCACUGGAAAAACCAACUGACAGAUGUUAAACUCAAGCAUAUCGAUACUUUUUCAAGAAAGAUGGCAAAUCCAGUUUCAAAUCUAGCAUUUAAAGUUAAUGAAAGGAUUUCUGAAACAGCAAUGAAGAGAGAUAGUUCUUCAAAUUCCUCUUAUGAUCCAAUAGCAGCAAAAUAAGAGGGCUCAGGUAUCAGUAAUACAAAAGGGUCUCAAAAAGCAAGGAAAUAAGAUUCUAACUGAAGCACCAAGUGUUUUCACAAACAUGGAUGCGAGUACAAAUGUACACACCUUCGAUAACAAAACGAAUGCCACAAUGAAGAAGGAGACUUUUGAUAGAGCUCUAAACUUAGUCAAGAGGAGGUGCAGGUAUAGAAACAAGAAGACAAAAGUGAAAAGUAUCAACCAUUUCUCACCUUCUUCUAAGAACUCUAUUAAUUAUAUCUUACAAGAUGCAUUGAUUAAAGCCCAAAUUCCAAUUCAGGCUAAGAAUGAACCGAGGAAGAUAGAAGCUUAUGAAAAGGUUGGACUCAGAAAGGAUAGAAAAGACUGGAGUUCAUAUAACAGAACCAAGAAUAGGACAACUUAUUCAGUAAAAGAGAGUCAUAUUCCAUAUGAAAUCCUCUUUAAUCCUGAUAUUGACGAAGUGAGAGAUGAAGAAAUGAUUCUCAAUCAGAAAGUCAAACCCAUUACAUUUCAGAUUGAGGAAACAGGAGGUGGCAAAAAUAUUAAAUAUGAAAUCGAAGGAGGUGGGAAAAUGUUCGAAACAAUGGUCGUGAGGCAAAAUGAAGAAGUCUUCUUUAGUUUUCUCAAUGAUUUCAGUACCAAUAAAACUCAGUUAAAGAAGAUGAAGACAAGAAUUGAGCAACUUCAAAGAGCAAAUACUCGAAAAACUAAGGCUACAGUCAAGAGUAUAUCUCCAAUGAAAAUGCUUCAAAACCCUCUAAAAUCCUCUGUUACUCAUAUUAGCCCUUUGAACGUUAAUUCUCCUCAAAUCCAAAGUUGAACAUCAAAAGCUAAGCAUUUACCCAGAGGGGGAUCCUUUCUUUCAGCUGUUUCAAUGAAUUCUGAUGAUAGCGAAGAUUUCGUGUUCAGUCCCAUAAAAGUCACCGCCCCAGAGGCAUCAAAAGGACAAGAAGGGUUUGAAAGAGCUGCUUCAUGAACCGGACAAAUGGGUCCUUAUAAAUUUAAAACGCCAAGGAAAUUUGAAGAAUCUACUAUCUCAAGCCAAAGCCCUUCAAGAAGAUCUUCGAUUCUCUCUCUAAAUCUGGCUGGACCAUUGAUUAAAGAGAGACCAGGAAUGAGCUUUCGAAAAUCAAAAGAUCUUGAGAUUGUGGAUGAAUCUGAUUCUGGAAGUGAUUCAUCAGAUAUCAAAGUUGACGUGAUGGGAAAGGACCAUAAGUUAACGGUCAAACCUCAAAAGAUUGCAAGGAAAUCCCAAUCUAAAGUAGUUAUCUUUAGUCCAGCCUUCAGUAAAGGAGGUGAUAAUUCAGACACAUUCUCUCAUGAUGUAAAGACACCAACUGAGGUUCCUCAAAAGCCUACAUUAGCUCGUAAAAUCUCUAAAAAGAUGACAAUUCAGAAGAAGAGAGGAUUUUAUUCGAAUUUGAAUAAAAAUAAAAGUGUGGGUAUCUCCAAAAUCCAAGAAGAAGUUAAACUUGAAAGGAACCAGAGUGAAAUUAAGAUAAGGAAAGGCGUCAACAAUAAAUUCCGAGUCCAAAUUCCACAGAACAAGAUGUUCAAAUAAGUACCAAACCAUCAUUAAGGAGAUCGGUCAGGGCAGGCAGUCAAAAAUGACCACUAUUAGGGACCAAAGUGUGUACUCUGGUGAAGAGGAUGAUAUGAUUUCUGCGAUAAGUCCUACCAUGGAAGAGAAAAAUGGCAUGUUCUUCUUCGAUAUUGAAAAUCCUAACAAGAUUAUUCAGAGAGUCUUACAGUCUAAGUAAGGACAAGAAGGUCGAGGUUAAAAAGAACAUCAUUGACAACACUCUGAAGCCAAAAUAUGGUGCUAAAUGGUAUAUUCAGCCAAAAGAUUGGUUAAAGAUUUACCAAGAUGAACUUAAACAAAUAAAUCAUGAAGAUGAGAAAAGUCACCAUACAAUCCUAAAGACAAAUUCUACACUACAGAAAUUAAUAGAGAAGCAUAACUUAUCAAAGAACAAGAAGGCUCUGAUAAAGAGGCAGUCAAAGGCAAGCUUCUCAAGUAGUUCUGACUUUGAGUCUAAUUCCAAAGAUUCUAUUGAGAACUUUGAGGACCAAAUGAUGAAGGUGAUUGAUAAAGAUAAAAAAUCGUAAAAUUUUAUUAGGUUGAUCCACAAAUAUCUAAAUCUGAAUACAAUAUUUAACCUA
Moneuplotes crassus is the source of this 2670-nucleotide messenger RNA. The record is from the annotation of a GenBank genome assembly. Lineage: Eukaryota; Ciliophora; Spirotrichea; Euplotida; Euplotidae.